UGAUCGCGCGCGUCGUGCUCCGAAGUUCUGAACGAAAGUUAGCGGGAUAUUUGAUAGAAAUAUACGUUUUAGUCAGGCAAAUAAAAUUAUCGUGUUAGAAUUGAGUGACACAUUGAUAAGUAACUUUUUAUUGUUGGUUAUGAUUUGUUUGGGGAUUGUGUUUUGUACAAAGUGCUAGUGUCAUUUGGAUUGAUUGAUUUACUAUUCGCAAAUAAUUAUUAUAUACGUGUCACUUGCAAAUAGAAGUGAAAUUGAAAGAUGUUAAACGAGCGAAAAAUGAAUCGUCUGUUUCUACCUUAAAAGAUAGCGUGGAACUCACGUUACGAUAAAGAAUCCAGAAAGAAGCAUUAAGAAAGUAAACGAAUUCGGGCGUCGAUGGAAAUCUUGUAAGAUGAGCGUCAUCAUCACCACACCGUGCGAGCGUGAAGGUCGUUCUUGAAAAAGGCAAGAUGCGUUUACAAUUUGAAGUUGUAUUUCAGGCAACUAUUAUAAUCCUAUUAUGGAUAGAUUCUCCCAUUGCCCAUGGCAAGGAGACCUUCGACACACCCUAUUGUCCAAUCGGAUAUUCGCUUUUCUUCACGAAAAAUAAAAACGGCUCCUAUUGUUUUCGACGGAAAGGACCAGAAACAUUCGCAGACAAAUACAAAGAUUGUUCUGGAAAUUUAUACACAUCCAAAUUGUAUAAUGAUAUGAAUUUUACGAAACCAGAUUAUGUGAUAUGGACGGAGUACAAAUCUAUGCAUCCAGGGGGACUCUUCGUUGACUGGUCCUACACGAAAACUAUUGGAGAUAAAUUCGACGCGGUGUAUGAUGUUACAAUCGAUCCCUCGUUAGAUUUAGAGGAAGAAUUAUGCCUAGUUAUUGAUCCAGUUAGCAAUUAUACUGCAGUCAAAUGCAACGAACAGCAAUAUAGUUUCUGCGUUGUUAAAGCUUAUGAUUAUAAAGAUAAGGACGAAGGAUGUGAAGGAUUAAAGGAUUCUUUAAGGUUUUGGAGUCCGGAAUCUACAUGUUUGACUGCUUUGACUGGGGUUGGCGGAGGGGCAGUUCGAGCAACUUGGAACCAAGCCCAGGACCUUUGUGCGAAGAAAGGAGGUUCACUAUUGAACCGUGGGUGGAGACUCUCUAAUUACCCAAUGUUUCGUGAUUCAGGAAUAAAUUAUACAUAUCCGUUGGGUAUCGUAAUGAGCUCCGAUUAUUCCUUGUUGAGAUAUGAUGCGAUGAAUGACCAUAGUGAAAUACCACUGACUGAAUGGAAUUUUCAAAGCUUCUUUUACUAUAAUGACACUUUGUUUGGAUCUCUUCAUAAUGAUAUUUGGAACCUCGUAAAUAGUUCUUAUAUUUUCUAUGAUGUAAUCUGCGAGCAAUCUGUUCCUUUAAGCGACUUGACUUUGGAUGUUGCUAUUGAUUUGGAGAACAAAUUGACAUUGAAAACUAAUGUUACAUUGAGCGGAGAUGAUAUAUACUGCUUUACUGAUUCGGUAAACAGAUAUCCAGUGAAGAUUAACAAGAAACGUGUCGACGAAACGAAUGAAUUUGUCUUAAAACCUAAAGAUGACGGCUAUUAUUGGUGUACUCAUAUCAAUACCAAAAAAUAUAGAGUUAAGGAAUCAAAAAAGGUGUUGUUUGUUAGAGAAAAACAGUCGCUAAUUAAUGUAUAUGCAAUAAAAUUAAAGAACAAUAAGUUGUAUAAAUUGGACGAUUUGCCAAAACUUUUUAAAAUAUGGGAGAUGAAAUUGAAAGAAUACAUCUUUUAUAGAACAAAAUACAUUAACGUUUAUGGCGAAAUAAAUUCCAAUGUAACGGAAGAAGUUUUAAAAAGUUUCAAAAAUUCAGGACUCGGUCAAAACGAGAAAUCUGUGAUUCUUAAGAUGAAACUAAAGAGAUUGUAUAUGGAUAGACGAUCCGUGCUGGUGCACGUUGAGUUGAGCCCCGACAUGAAGCCGGUUGCGCCAGGGUUUUGGGAUCAAAUGGAGAUUUUAUCGAUGAAGCCAGUUUUUUACUGUAAAGGAUUUGAUACGAUUCCUCAAAUGGCGCUUGGAGAAUCAUUCACCACUGCUGGGUGUCGAACUCACAAGUGCGUCGGAAAUUUCAACGAGGGCGUCCAAUGGGUGACCACUGCCACAGCCAACUGUAGCCAAUACGUUGGUAUCGACAGAGCUUUUAGAGUUCAAGACGACAUUAUCAUGGUUAUGCCAUCCGUGAUGCCAUCAACAACGACGAUAUCACUGGCGACAGCGGACGACAGUGAUAGUUCUGAAGAAAUAUACGAAUCAAUAACAGAUUAUGUUAUUAUAACAACAACGACAGUAUCGGAUUAUCGAAAGCAGACAACAAUAAGUUCGCCAGUAACAGAAUCAACAACUUUAGCUAAUGUAAUUGAUACUUCUGAUAUAACUGUCGAGAGUACGACGGAGUUGUUUGAUUUAACCACUUUGAAUAUAACUACUGAUAAAGAUAAAGAAUGUUCGGAAAACACUACAACCACACCAUCUUCUACACCUUCAACUCCUAUUACUAGACCGCCGGAAGAACAACUGGAGCAAGUUCUUCAAGACCUGGACAGGUUGGUGAACAAUGGCAGCAUGCCUGUGAUGGUUGACGACAUCGACGAUGUAUUUAAUCAGGUAGACAACAUCCUGCAAGUUCACGAUAGCCUGGAAAUUCCGGGACAAUUAUUACACCUGCUGGAUCAACUCGGUUCUGCCAUAGAACUGAACGGUUCAAGUAGUGCAGCUGCCGUUAGAGGGAACAUCGCAAUGUUGAUGGCAGAUGCCACUCCUAACCAGCCUGUGAGAGGCUUGAAGAUAGCAACCAGGGACACCGACGUCUUUACGGAUGACGCAUUUGAGAUAUUUUCAACUGAACCGAACUCAACAGUCCUGGACGCAGAGAACAACGAGGUGGUGGUCCACCUUCCGCAGUCCGUGUCAGAAACGUCUCAUCGCAUAAGCUUCGUCGUGUUCAGAAACGACAGAGCCUUCCAGCCUACCGACGGAUUGUAUUCCGUUAACAGCAGAGUUCUGAGCAUCAAGGUUGGGGAGGUCACGCAGUUCGAGAACGGGGAUGUAAUCGACAUUCACCUUAGCCCUAUGACAUCAGAUCCGAACCGUAAUCAGAGUCGAACUUGUGCUUACUGGGAAUUCCUCAACAAUGGAUCUGGUUAUUGGUCUCAGGAAGGUUGCACUCUCAUCCUUGCCACGCAACCAGGUAUGUUAGAUACUUGCAGAUGCACCCAUCUCACUCACUUCGCCGAGGUUCUUUUUCCACGAAGUGUUUUCUCUCAAAAGGAUGAAGACACCCUUGAACUUCUCACCAUCAUCGGUUGCUGCCUAUCCCUUUUUGGAUUAAUACUCGUGGGAGUCACAGCUGCAAUCUUCAGGUCCUGGAGGAGAGACUUCAGCAACAAGAUCUGGCUACAACUCUGCAUAGCUAUUUUUAUGGUAGCACUAAGCUUCUUAAUAGUAAUUUUCGCGAAAUUCAAUCAAUACAACGUAUUUUGUAUGCUGAUCGGGAUAAUUUUGCAUUAUUCGGUACUCGCCUCAUUCUGCUGGAUGCUGGUUGCAGCUGUCUUAUCGUAUAGAAGAUUGGUUCUUGUCUUUACUAGAGACGCUUCACACAAGCUGCUCAGAGCUUCCGCGUUUUCAUGGGGAGCUCCCUGCGCGAUCAUUGGUGUUCUUCUCUCAAUCAACCCUCAGUCAUACGCGGGUCCAUUCGAAGAGAAGACACCUAGUGCAUCCUUUUGUUACCCUUCCGGUUUGGGUCUCUGGCUAGCGGUCUACGCACCGAUAGCUACCAUCUUGCUAGUGAACUGGACGCUAUUCGCUCUAAUAGUACGUUCCGUGUUCGCGUCUAGAGGUAUUCAAAGGCACGGGGAUACGAAUGAGGCGCUUCGAUGCGCGUCAGUCAGCUGCUUAUUAGUUUUCUUGUUCGGCUUGCCUUGGAUUUUCGGUCUCUUCGCUUUUAAUGUCGUCGCUGCUUACUUUUUCACGUUAACAGCGACAUAUCAAGGCUUGAUGUUGUUCCUAUUCUUUGUCCUCGGUAAUAAGAAGACCAGGGAUUUGUGGUUGAAUAAGCUUAAGAUCAAGCAGACGCGUAAAGUGCCAGUUACGUCAUCCACUUAUUCUAAUAGGAGUACCGGUUGGAGAGGGGGUACUCAGGGUAUGAACUUUGAAGCUAAGGCUUCAAAGCCCAAGUCCCUUGCGCAGGAUGAUUCUAGAUUCUCUUGACAUAAGCUGAAGAAGAUAUCUCCUUGAAAACGUUUAAAGAACUUAAUUUGUAAGUUCUUAUAACAUUUAAAGUUCAACUGCUAAUUAUAUAUUUUGUUUUCUUCUUGAAUCUUCUUUUUCAUUAAACAAUAAGCUUAUACUUGGGACAUUGUCUUCUUUUCGUCAGGUUAAUGAGCCAAGCUUCUGCACUCGACGGGUUCAUUAUUCUGAUUAACGUCGAUAUCCUCAGAAAACUCAUACGUUACAUUAAAGCAGAACAUUUCCGUUUCUUUGGCACUAAUUGUGCGUUUAAUACGAUUAUGCAAUUUUUUUGUCAAACCUUCAACGUUCUUAUUGAUAUAUGAUAAUAUUAUAAACUGUAUCUUUAUUCAGUAUUCAUGAAAUAUUGUAAACUAACUAUUACAUAAUGUAUGUACAUAUAUAUCGGUUUAUAUACGUUUCGAUGCUCGUGAGGUUUCUUAAACUUCUUUGGCAAUAUUUUUAACUUAAAUUUUUAGUCUACUCAUCCACUCUACUACUCCUGUCUUUAUGUUGGACAUAGAUUAAAAUUCUAAAUUUUAAAUUAUUUCAUAUUCAAUUUUUUUUAUUAACAUGGAAACCCAAUUGCGAGGCUUGAUAAGAACGUGCCUUUUAAACUUGAAUUAUUUUCAUAAUAUCGAUUUUCGAUAUCUAUCUAGUCGUACAAUUUACUCGUAAGUUUUUAUUCAGGAAUAGAGUAAGUAGUAUAUGCAUAUGCAUAUUUUAGUAUAUCUAUUUAUACAUG
Messenger RNA from Nymphalis io (European peacock), 4989 nucleotides. RefSeq lists its product as uncharacterized. NCBI's taxonomy places the organism in Eukaryota, Metazoa, Arthropoda, Insecta, Lepidoptera, Nymphalidae. Gene Ontology annotation, molecular function: G protein-coupled receptor activity. The record is from RefSeq and is a predicted model, not a curated record. Gene Ontology annotation, biological process: adenylate cyclase-activating G protein-coupled receptor signaling pathway; cell surface receptor signaling pathway. The transcript is spliced from 12 exons. Bases 450 to 4226 code for a protein of 1258 amino acids. Gene Ontology annotation, cellular component: membrane.